Kluyveromyces marxianus DMKU3-1042 is the source of this 750-nucleotide messenger RNA. It is a transcript of the gene PRX1, whose product is annotated as thioredoxin peroxidase PRX1. Gene Ontology annotation, cellular component: cytosol; mitochondrion. Lineage: Eukaryota; Fungi; Ascomycota; Saccharomycetes; Saccharomycetales; Saccharomycetaceae. Gene Ontology annotation, biological process: cellular oxidant detoxification; cell redox homeostasis; cellular response to oxidative stress. Bases 1 to 750 code for a protein of 249 amino acids. The record is from RefSeq and is a predicted model, not a curated record. The transcript has a single exon. Gene Ontology annotation, molecular function: thioredoxin peroxidase activity.
AUGCUUUUCCAACGUACCCUUUUACAGUCUAAGAACGUUAUGUUGCGUCAGCAACCAUUGAGAACCUCUGUGAGAUUCAUCAGAACCUUCAAGCAAGAGGAACAACCAAGAUUGAGAAUCAAUUCCUUGGCUCCAAACUUCACUGCUGAGACCACUGUCGGUAAGGUGAACUUCCAUGAGUACAUUGGCAACUCUUGGGCUGUGUUGUUUUCCCAUCCAGCCGACUUCACUCCAGUGUGCACCACCGAAUUAGGUGCGUUUGCGAAAUUGAAGCCUGAAUUUGACAAGAGAAACGUCAAGCUCAUCGGUUUGUCCGCUGAAGGUGUCGAAUCUCACCAGAAAUGGAUCAAGGACAUCGAAGAAAUCUCCGAAUUGGACAAGUUCACCUUCCCAAUCAUUGGUGAUGUCGACAGAGAAGUCGCUUUCUUGUACGAUAUGGUCGACGAAGAAGGUUUCAAGAACUUGAACAAUGGUAUUGUCGCCACCAUCAGAUCCGUCUACAUCAUUGACCCUUCCAAGAAGAUCAGACUCAUCAUCACCUACCCAGCUUCUGUCGGUAGAAACUCCUCCGAAGUCUUAAGAGUCAUCGAUGCCUUACAAAAGGGUGAUUCUAAGGGCGUUGUCACUCCUAUCGACUGGCAACCAGGUCAAGACGUCAUCAUUCCACCUACCGUCUCUGAUGCCGAUGCCUCCAAGAAAUUCGGUGAUUUCACCACCGUCAAGCCAUACCUAAGAUUCACAAAGGCUUGA